This is a messenger RNA of Arctia plantaginis, 2169 nucleotides long. The record is from the annotation of a GenBank genome assembly. Lineage: Eukaryota; Metazoa; Arthropoda; Insecta; Lepidoptera; Erebidae.
AUGUCUCAACGUUUGCGCGUUUACUUGGAAAAAUGUUUAUGCUUAUUUUGUGUGCCGUUCUACAGAUCUUGCUUCUCUGAUUGCAACCAACAACGACGCUUAAGAUGUGCUGAUUUCAUUUGGGGAUUUGCCUUGGGGCAGAUAUAUUAUUAUUGGUUAUUAACAAGAGUACCCUUUCCGUACCACAUAGGUUUAAUAGUGUCUGUAUUUCUAAGCUUAUUUCUUGGUUUGUGCUGCACAGUUUCCAUGCAAACAAGAUGCAUAUCCCUACUUAUAUACCCGAUGUUCUGCGGCAAAGCUGGUCGAGGAGUCCUCAAAGUGGUCGUGCUUACAUACGUAGUUGCCGGACCUAUCACAAAUAUGGGUAUCAACGCCCGCGAGGUGGUACGUGUCUUUGCCUGCAGCACACAACUGUCCUACAAUCUUUCUAAGGAGGAGCACACUUUAAUUGCAGAACCUUUUAGGAAAACUGCGCUCGGUGUGCAUAGAGAAAUGGAUCAGAUUAAGGAGACUUUACGGUCAGUCAGUGAUAUAGUAUCUCCUAUAGAAUACGAAAUAGAGAAUACAGAAGAGAUAGAACUGAAACGAGAAGAGAACGAUUACUUAGACAAGUUGUUGGGCUCCAAAUGUCGUUCCCGGCUAAUUGAGAAGAAAUAUAAAUCCCUAUUACCUUUACAAGAAGAUUUUACCCAUCUACAACUUAUCGAUAAGAAGAAUAUCUACCAAAAUAUGUAUAAGAAGAAGUUUGAGUACCGUUGUGAGAAUUUACUGACGCAUGCUAUUUCCACUUGUACGGAAGCGUUUGACAUAGCAUAUGACCAAUGUCUAGCUGCAUUGAGGGUUAAUAGUUCAUUGAUGUGCCGGCCACUGAAGUUGGAUCAUGCUUGCCAAAUAGUACAUAUUAUUGGUAGCAACGCAACAUGUGAUAGUACGAAGCAGACGGAUCUUGGUUUCGAAGAAGGCUAUAUUGCUCUCGAACGAGCUAAGCAUGAACUAACUAAUAACUUGGAGGACAUUAAAUUGCAAUAUAAGGUGGCAUAUGAACGAGAGCUGUACGAUAUUCAGGAUGCAAAAGAAACCGGUGAACGCGUCAUCCAUGCAUUCGAAGAGAAGAUUACAUUAAUGGGGACAGUAGCUGUCGCUUUAAACUUGUACGUGGCGUUUCUGUUUCUUCGCAUCUUGGUAGCAGCCGUAAACUACCACGACAGAUAUCUCACGAAUAUUGAAUACGAUAACAUAUACAUAACAAAGUACUUCAAGCAGUUGGACGAGAGGCGGGAGAUGAGAGGCGACAUGACAUUAUUGCCGUUGAAAAAGAUGGAAAGGAUCAAAUAUAUAGAUGUACACUCGAUGUCGUAUAAAAAUGUGGAGCAGAAUACUUUUCUCGCUCAGAUUUUAAAGGUGAUGCUGGAGAUGGUGACAGCGACCACCUUUGUGAUGUUAGACCGAUUAUUCUAUGAAGCCCUUGAUGUGGUACGUCAACAUGCUCAAAUCGAUGUCGUGCAAGAAGAUUCUAGGGACGUAGAUAUUGAGGUGGAAGGCUCUGGCAUUUUAGCCUCGUUAUUUCGCAAGCUUCUUGAGAACAUUUCUUCAGGAGGAUCAACACAACGCUCCUUCACUAACAAGGAGUGCGUACCGCAUCCUCGACCCAUGCCGUUCUACUAUUACUUCAAGAUAUAUGGAGGCUACCUUUGGAUAUUGCUGCUGUUGUAUGUCAAUCCGUAUACGCUGAGAUUGAGGAGACUUGCAUGUAGCUAUUUCUAUCCAAAGCGCGAAAAACAACGCAUACUGCACCUGUAUAACGAUAUACUCAAGAAACGUAUGAAGAUGCAGAAGACUUUGCGCAGGAGAGCCGUACAAACGGUACGCGCUCACUACCUAUCCGGUGAAAACCUUCUUAGCUUGAGAAUGAAGUUCCCUCAACUCUUUGGCUGGCUGCACGUCUUUCCCGCCGCAAGAAUGACAUGCCUUAUUUGCGGCGAGACCGAACCGAGGACUGUAAAGGCUGGCCAAGAGAGUUGGCACCCCUGCCGCGUGUCAAAAUGUCCGUUCCUGUUCUGCGGCGAGUGCUGGCGGGAGGCGGGUGGGCGUUGUCUUGCCUGCGACCCCAGUUUAGUAGAGCUCAGUGAUAUAGAUUCACUCAGUGAAGACGAACACCCAAAGUAUUAA